AUGAGCUCGUAUUUUGUACACUCUUUAGCGAACGGUGGCUACCACCAUGGAACGGAGUUACAGGGGCAGGGCCGGUACCUCACGGAGGGGGCUCAGCACUACCAGGCCUCCACGCCGCCGAUCACUGUAUCGAACUAUAGCUAUAACUACAAUACACAAGUUGAUAGUAGUUUCUAUGCUAUGAAUAGAUCAUCAAACUUAAGCAAUCCGCCGAGGUUAAGUCAUACCCCUCAGACGUUACCGGAAACAACAAAUUCGGAAAGAUUUGUCCCAAGUCAAGGCGGCAUGGCCAACUGGCAUGGUGUGACCCCACCAAGGGGCGGCCAGGCAGCCACAGAAGUUAAGGGUAGUCAGAACUCACCUGGAAUUCAACAAGUAAGUCCCGGAAUCCAAUCACCCCACAACGAGCAUAUUUAUCCAUGGAUGAGACGAGUCCACUCAAGUACUGGUAAGUUUACGUAUAAUAUUGUCUCUGUUUUUACUCGUCCAUCUAUUAAUGGUUAUUGUUUACCGCCUCAUUACCUUUUACUGCAUAUAACCGAGAAAGGAUAUAUUUUCAUUGACAAAUUAAUUCUUUUCCAACUUAUUGCUUAG
This is a messenger RNA of Anneissia japonica, 594 nucleotides long. RefSeq lists its product as uncharacterized. Gene Ontology annotation, biological process: regulation of DNA-templated transcription. Gene Ontology annotation, molecular function: DNA-binding transcription factor activity; DNA binding. The transcript has a single exon. Lineage: Eukaryota; Metazoa; Echinodermata; Crinoidea; Comatulida; Comatulidae. The coding region runs from base 1 to 594 and encodes 197 amino acids. The record is from RefSeq and is a predicted model, not a curated record.